CAGCUCUCGGCCUCAAACUUCCUGUGUGGUGUAUAUAAAGACAAGCACACUGAGAAAACAUUAUCACUAGAAAGCAUCUCUGAGAGGGGGAACCAUGAUGAAGACACUCAUUUUUCUCCUCACUUUGUGUCUCGCCCUAUCAGGAACCAUCAGAGGCAAAAAACUACUCUUGGAUGCAAUUAUUCAUGACCUGGACAAUCUUACAUUAGCAGGAAACAUCAUGUUUCAACCAAAAACGAAUCGCUGUGCAUUAAAGAAAAAUUGGACAUGUAAUAUUUCCAGAGAGUUCUUUGAAGAGCUCAAUGUGGCCCUGCAGAAAGUCAACGUAGAAAAAUUACCUCCCAAAAUGAAUACUACUCUGAGAACCGUCAAGGAAGAUCUACAGAACCUCAUAGGUUAUUUCCUACAAGGGCAGAUUUUGACGGGGGGAACCAGACGGUGUAGAUGGUAUCCAGGCAAAAAUUUGGGUUGCUACAACACAAUCCUACGGUGCCUUAACCUUAACUGCACCUUUAAUAAAAUAGGAAAUUAACUUAUUAUCCUAACUUAUAUACAAUGACUAUUUAUUAUGAACAUGCUAUUUAUUUAAUGUUACGUAUUUAUUUGUAACUUAACCAUUUUAUGUUAUUUAUCUAAAGAGGUACAGGUCUUUAUUGAAUGUAAAAAAAAAUUGUAAUAUUGCAAUUUUUGUCUGGAGUGUAUUGCAACAAUACAUCAUAUAAAAUGUUUACAGACAUAGAAUGGUGAGACUAGACUUUUUAUUUCUAAGGCUUAACUCACCUGACUGUGGUCGCCAUGCAAAAUGAAUUUUAUUAUGACAAGCUACUAUGUUCCUGAUACUGAUUUGAUUCAAUAGAUGAACAAUUCUACAUUAAACGUAAUGCAUGUUGUUUACUUCGGUCACCUGUUAUAAGAGUUAAUAAAAUCUUUAUUUAUGUA
Ictalurus punctatus (channel catfish) is the source of this 939-nucleotide messenger RNA. RefSeq lists its product as uncharacterized. The coding region runs from base 95 to 532 and encodes 145 amino acids. Lineage: Eukaryota; Metazoa; Chordata; Actinopteri; Siluriformes; Ictaluridae. The record is from RefSeq and is a predicted model, not a curated record. The transcript is spliced from 4 exons.